Messenger RNA from Clonostachys rhizophaga, 372 nucleotides. The record is from the annotation of a GenBank genome assembly. NCBI's taxonomy places the organism in Eukaryota, Fungi, Ascomycota, Sordariomycetes, Hypocreales, Bionectriaceae.
AUGGCACUUGUCGAACAGUACAGCGUCGCUCACUUCAAUUCUACACCCGGUUUACCUGCUGCGCUUCAGAAACAUCAAAAAGCAGGGGGAAAUGACUGGAUACAUGAUGCCUUUGGACCCUUAUUUCGGGAACAUGGUGUCGAAAGGAUUCUGGGCCUUGGGCUGAUGCAUCACCACCUUUUGCUGGUAGAGGCCUGGAAGUCUCAGACCGGCGCGAGGCCUAGCGUAUGGGCUCUCAAUGCCAGUGAGGCGCGCCUGAUUCCACUCGAGUUCGCCAUGGACGACGACGACAGCACUGUGGAAUACCCUAACUGGGCGUCCGAUGAGGUUGUCAGAUUUCUAAAUGCCCUAUCAUCUUUAGUCCUGAGGUGA